Cataglyphis hispanica is the source of this 6722-nucleotide messenger RNA. RefSeq lists its product as uncharacterized. NCBI's taxonomy places the organism in Eukaryota, Metazoa, Arthropoda, Insecta, Hymenoptera, Formicidae. The record is from RefSeq and is a predicted model, not a curated record. Gene Ontology annotation, cellular component: Golgi apparatus. The coding region runs from base 770 to 2965 and encodes 731 amino acids. The transcript has 8 exons. Gene Ontology annotation, molecular function: protein binding.
CCUGGGACGCAGUUUGGGAGAAAACAAGCGGCGGACAGCCUGCUGUUCUCCGGAUAGCGUGGGCCCUUUCCUCGUAAGAAUCUCGGCAAAUGGAUAGAUCGGUCAGCGGAAAUCGGGAGGAAACGAUGCAGGUGCGAUGCAGCUGGAGAGCGUGGCGUGUUGCCGAUACGAAGAUGUCCACGAGAUGUUACUGAACGAACGAUAAUCAUACGAAGCUUGAGCACAGCGGAUAUAAUAGUGUAAAAACUGACGUUCGAUACGACGCGCGACAAGUUCGUUGAACUCUUUGGUGAAUCAAAGCAGUGCUUGCCGCGGCAAGUUGAUUUGAAUGCAUCAUCUCGAGGGGUGAUCACUGCGGAGGAUGAUGCACGUCGAGUGAUCUCGGAAUUGGGAUUCUGCGUUAUACGCACCGAUCUCUGUGAGCGUUGAAUUAUUUCAAGACCUUAAAAGCGACUUUUGUUCCGAAUAUUCGUCUCGAAUAUCUCGAUUUUAACUUCUGAGAAAGUCUGAGGAAGAUCCUCAGACAUCUCUGUGGAUUCGUGUGUUUGUUCAUUGUGUGCCGUAUUGUUCCUUCAGUGCGGCUGAAUGCAACCAGUCGAGGUAGGCCGUGAAAAAGAUGUAUAUUUGAAGAGAGGCGGGGUAUAUUGCGCGACUUUUGUGUAGUGCAGUUAUGCUUGACAGCUUUUAAUCGUCGAUUGCAUGUGGGUCACGAGUUGCGUUUGCCACAGCUAACGAGAUAGAAGAUUUACCGAGCCAAGAGAAAUAGAAAAUGUGGAGCUCGGUUACCGCGGCCGGCACUGAAAAUGGACCAGCACCGCCUUCGAGGAGCAAACAUAGCGCUACCUUACUUGCGGGUCACGUGUAUCUUCUCGGAGGUAGAAAUGGAAAUCUACCGCUCAAAGAUCUCUGGCGAUAUAGCCUUGCGGAGAGCAAGUGGGAGGAACUGCAUCCAGGGGGUGAGAGACCGCCGGCUCUUCAGGAACACAGCGCGGUCGCUUACAAGGAUUGCCUCUAUGUUUUCGGAGGUGAAUUGGGCUUCUCUGCCGGAACGGAAACACCGCUCUGGGUUUAUAAUGUUAAGACGAAUGCAUGGAGAAAAGUGAGAGCUCAACGGGGUUGUGCAGUUCCUAGGGGACGAAGAGGUCACACUGCCUUGGUACAUCGCGGUCAAAUGCUCAUAUACGGCGGUUAUCAAGACUUGCGUGGCAGCUCUUCCGAAUUGUGGGCCUUCCAUUUCGAGACUGAAUCUUGGCACUUGCUCUCGUCGAGCGAGAGCGGACCGGCAGCGAGACACAAGCACUCGGCGGUUUUACACGGUGACGCGAUGUAUAUUUACGGCGGAAUGACGGAUCUUCAAGAAAGGAACGAUUGCUGGCGAUGGGAUGUCAACAGCGCUUCGUGGUCCAUGCUGAAGAACAAACCAGGUCCUGGCCCUCUUCAUGGUCACGCGGCAUGCAGACUGCCAAGUUGCAUGCUGAUCUUUGGCGGUGAGAGUGGCGGUUUGGCGACGAAUGAGCUUUGGAGAUUCCAUUUUGGCACAGAAACCUGGGAGAAAUUGUCAGUGUCGGGACCGAAACCGCAGCCAAGGGCUGAAAGCGUCGCCCUCGCGGUGUCCGAAUUAUUGAUUCGCGGAACAAACGUGGACAAUUCAAAACCGAGGCUGAGGAAUCAAAGGCCUAGGCUUUCGAGCAAUAGGAUGUCGCCGAACGAAAUACCCUCCGCCCGACCCAGCUUUCUCAAGGAGAUCUCAAAAUUGUCGCAAAUAAAUCUAUCGCGGCUUAGUCAUCCGACGAAAUGUAGUUACACGGUUCUCAGCGGACACGACGAUAAUGAAGAGAGCCCCCAAGAGGCAAACACAUAUUAUCCUUUUCAGCAAGUGGAUAUCGAAGUCGUGGAACCUUCCACGGGAAUGGUUAAGUCACGCAGUGCCAACACGCUGGCUCGCCGAAGGCAAAAAGUGUCGGAGGGAACAGCGAGGACAGUUGACGUCAGCAAUACUAGUAAUAUUUCUGCUUCUGGUAUGACCAGAGAUCCUAUUUCGGUGCCAAAUUUUCGUGCUUUGACAUUACCAACCCCAGUUCUCACACCUGUAGAGGCCGCAAGAUUAGUUUUUGUAGAUCCGGAUGAGAACAGCGAUAAUGAGGAACGCAAAGAACCGCCUACCUCGAGACUCAUCGAGGUUCAAGAAGAGAGGCGAGAUUUCGCAGCGGUGCAUCAAGCUUGCCAGCCUACACGCGGCGACAGCUACAGUUCGCACCUUUAUGAAGCCGCUCUACAAACGCCGAAGACUCCGACGACGACGAAGAUUCCGACCUCGGCAUCCGUCAGAUUCGCCGAUCUCGAAGAAGGGGAGGAAUCGACGUCUGAUUACGCGAGUAUCGAGGCGAGAAGCCCGGGCGAUCCGCUCGCGGACGACGACUGGCUAUCCGGAAAGAGAUCGAAGUCGCAUAGGCCGAUCGUCGCCUCGUCGACGAUACGGGAGGGCCAGUUUGGUUUCUGUAAUCCAAAUUAUCUUGGCCUGGACGACACGAGGAAUCAUUAUCACCAUCACCAUCACCAUCAUCACCAUCAUCAUCAGCAGCAACAACAGCAGCAACAACAAGAUGGAAAAUACGCCAAGUUGCUCAAUAGUCCGCCCGACAGCGUGUUGGAAGACGAACCUGGCAGAUCGGCUUCGCAAACCUUCGCGGAACUCUUGGAACUUCAGGAGAUCAGAAGGGUGCCGCGGGCGCCACCGAAGAGCCUGCCAUUAAGUUCGCCAUCGAGAAGAGCGGUGAGCGCGUCGAGGGCUGAGAGGCAAAGGGCGAAGGUGGCGGCGGUGGACGCGACUGACGCGAAGACGCCCUCCUAUGGGCCGGCGCCCUUGUAUGUUUUUUUAGUCGGCGGCAAAGAAAAGGGUCAAGUCACGGUGUUCGCCAGACCGGUCUCUCUCUGGAAGCUACAGUUGGCGCCGCAUAUCUUCUAAGGAUGAUUGAUAGUCCGCUUUAGUUGAGUCAUUCGCGCACCGUUAAUGAUAAGAAGAAGCCGGAUGCGAGAGUAGAGAUCUAGGAUGAUUAAGGCAAGCGUUCGGGCAGUUCAAUUUUCGUUGACGUAGCGUUUUACAUGAAGAUUUUUUUUUGACAAUGUAAAAUCGUCGCUUGAUGAGAUCGAUUUUUCGAGAUGUUUAUUCUCAUUAAUUUGAUUAUUAAUAUUACAGUUAAUUUUAUACAUGCGUUCUUCGUUACGAAGCAAAUAUGUUUUUUGUAUAUAAUUGGUUGAGAUUGUUGAUCUUUUCAUUCGUUAAAAAUAAUCCUUGAAAAUACAAGGAAUCGAAGUACCACGUUUGACAUGCCAAAAAAUAGGUUUUUUGGGGGAAAUGACGUAUAUGGGUUAAAACGCAAUUUAGAAAUAAACUUUAUGCAGAAAGUAAAAAAUUAAAUAAAAGAAUACAUACGUGUAAUCGUUUGAUUGAAAAAUAUAAAAAUUCAUUUUUUAUUUAAUAACGCGUCGAUAGAUAGACUAAUACUAGAUAGAUGAUUAUAAAUGUAUCUCUAUAAUCUAGAAAUUAAAUUUACAGGAAAUUAUUUCAUUGCAAUAUUCCUCUUAUACAUUAUGCAUCUCUCAAUUUUUAAUACUAUCAUUUAACGUUUAUUACUGAUUCAUAAUUGUAGAAAACGCAGAUUUUUAUCUUUUUGAUACAAAGAAUAAACAUUUUCUUACGUUUAUUAAUUCGGAAAUAUAAAUGUGUGUGUCAAAUCAAUAUAUUCUUACUGUUCAUGAAGCGUAUAUAUUUCAAAUAAAAUCGUGAAAUAUAAUACUUACGAAUCGUGAGUUCAUAUUGAACUGGCCGAUUCGUGUGUUCUCAGUGUGAGUUUUAUAAAAGGAUAAAUGUUCAAAUACAAGCGCAGAUCAAGUUGACGACCGAUUGUAUCUAUCAUCCUUCAAUCGUCACUGAUGAAAAUGCAAUAUAUUGAUACACUGUCGUGUCGCAAUCUUAUAUUUAUUAUUCAUAAUAAUUAGUCAUAAGACAGUAUCUGUCUUAAAUUUUACAAUACGUAAUUUAUUCGUAUGACAAGAUGUGAAACUUUCCGAUCGUUAAGACUUCGAGUUAUUCAAAAUACAUAAGUCAAAAUCGACUGACCUGAUCUGCGCUGAACUGCCAUCGAAUGCAAAAACUCAAUGUGCGUUAAAAUAUGAAUUAAAAAGUUAGUGUCAAAUUCAUAAGCUUAUAAAAAUAGAAUCGAACAUAUCGAUCAAAAUUUAUGAUCGACUCGUGAUUGUUGCGCUUUAGAGAUUAUUAUCUGACCGAUUCUUCUAUUCUCUGCAGUAAAUAGAUUUUUAUAAAGAAGUUUCAACUCUUUUUCAAAUUUGAAAGCCAAAUCAGUGAACUGUAAACUGUAACUAUUUAGGAAACCGAAUUUACUGUUGAUACAGAUAAUAGCCGAAAAGGCAGAGUUUUUAAUCUCGAAAUUAAAUAUUAAAUAUUAUAUAUAUCGUCCGAAAAUUAAUAGAUGAUCUCCAUCAAAUAUGAAAAAAUUAAUUCUUUCAAAAAUGGCAAUAAUUUUUUCAAGUCCGUUUUAGAGCAUUUGUAAUUUGCGACAAAAAUCAAGAUAAAGUUCUAUUUAUAAUAUUAUGUGUCGUAUAUUAUAUCCCCUUUAUGUAUAUAAAAUUAUAAAUAGAAUUCUGUCCCGAAUUUUGUCGGGAAUCGUGAAAAAAGCUUUACACAAAGUGAUGGCUCCAAAAUAUUUGACAAAAUUUUUCGGUACAAGAUCUGGUAAUAUCAUAGAUAUAAAAAAUAAAAUUUUAACUUUUGAGAUUAUAGAAACUAAAUAUUCUUAUUUAUUUUAUAUUACAAAUGUAUUGAUAUGGCGAAGCACAAAUGAUUUUUUUCAAAGAUAACACUUUUAUUAGAUGGAGAAAUUUAAUUUAAGAAUCAUUGAUAUAACAGAGAACGAUUGUGUUCCAAAAGAGAGUCAGUGUGUUAACGUCAACGGUUUCGCACCAAAUCGCGAAUCGAUGAAAUCGAAAGUCUUUACCGUGAUUGUAUAUCUAUGAUCGUAGUAGUUAGUCUCAGUAAGCAUAAUGUAUAAUAUAAGUAGAGCAGAUAUAUACGAGAGAUGGCGAAGUAUGAUGAUGAGGACUCUCUUGUUCGUGUAGAGUUUUUAUGUCCGUAAAGGCCCAGCACACAUAUAAUCCAUCCAUAAGUAGCUAAGGUCGACGUGGCUUCUCAAUGGGCUAGAUACUGAGAGAUGCUUUUAUCAUUGAUCUUCGAUGUGAUUUAAUAAUUUUUCUCUCUCACAUUUUGUACAAUAUUUAUUUUAAUUAUUUCUUUAUUUUAUAAAACAAUACGACGAUUUAAUUAUUGUUGGGCAAGUGCAAUAUUAGAAUUAUUUAUAAAAGUGAAUGCGCUUAGAUAAAGAUUUAUUACAAACACAUCUCUCAACUGCUCAUCGCAAAGCGACAGUUAUAUCGAAAACAUGAAAAUAUGCAGUCACUACUGAAUAACGAAAGUUUGGUGCGAGGAAUGGAUUGCUCAAAGACAAGUUUGACGUAUCGUUUAUUUAGGAAAGAUUCUCCCGAUAUCUAGUCUCGGGCCUCGAAAUACCCGAAGAAUCAAUGUUUUCCAUUCCGUAGAGCUAGUCAAUUACAUCUCAGUGUACAAAAACUUAAGCUAAAUGUUUCGUACUACUUCUUCACUUUUAUUCGCAUUUACUUUCGUAUAGACAUUUUACCUCCGUCGACGUCUUAUUUUCUACGAUUCAGCCAGUUAUUCACGCAUUGUCGCAAAGUAAAAGAAGCUGCGAAUUUAUUCCACAUUCACUUCCAUUCGGACGCGUAAAACAACGAUUUCGUCUUGCACAUUCCUUCCUAUGACCAUCCGGUUUCACUUAACGACGAUUACACAUACGAUGCGCUGAUUUUGCAAAGAGACGAACAGUAAAACUUUACUACACCGUGUAAAAAUCAUUCAAGAAGUGGAAAUAGAUGAAGUUAGCGUACUCUUUCUACAAGCUUAAACGUCCGUUGGCAUCAUUUAUGUGCCGCCAUACAAACUAUCGAUUGAAAGGCAAACCCUUCCUAUAUAGUUCCAUAUCACAGAGCGCAAUAUUUUUUCAAAGACCAAACUUUCGAAUAGAGAGAGAGAGAGAGAGAGAGAGAGAGAGAGAGAUGACUCUUAUUCUUAAUUAUUUAUAUGUUUAAUAUCAAGACAAUAUAUAUACGCGAAUGUAUCAUGGUUGUACAAAGCAUCGGAAAUACAGACAGACGAGUCGUACAGAGAGUGUACUUUUAAAAAGUAUAUCAGAUCAAAAUUAUUGCAAUUUCACGAGGCAGAUGUAAGUACAAAUAUUAGAAAAAACUAGAUAAAUGCAAAUAAUUUUUUCUAUGCAAAAAAAAAAAAAAUUUUUUAAAUUCAAUAUCUGUUGAUAUUUUCGAUGCUUGGCGCAUAUAUGUAAUAUAAGACAAUUCCUUGUAGCUAGUUAGCUACAACAUUAUGCAAGUUUAUUCUCCUAUAAGAUUGAAUAAAUGUGUUUACGUAAUGUAUAUGCGAGCAUAAUUAUAGUAAUGAUACUGUGUUCAUGCAUCCUUUUGAAUUUGAACGUCGAUGCGAAGAUACGUGGCAGUUUCCAGUCUUUUGUUUCUUGUAAUAAUUAAUCUAGUUAAUGUUUAGUUCAACCGCAUUGUAAUUAAUGUAACAGUUAUUAAUGGAACAGUAUUACUAUGAUUAGAAAAUACACUAUAUA